Messenger RNA from Drosophila elegans, 1787 nucleotides. RefSeq names its product pH-sensitive chloride channel 2. Gene Ontology annotation, molecular function: chloride channel activity; extracellular ligand-gated monoatomic ion channel activity; neurotransmitter receptor activity. NCBI's taxonomy places the organism in Eukaryota, Metazoa, Arthropoda, Insecta, Diptera, Drosophilidae. The record is from RefSeq and is a predicted model, not a curated record. The transcript has 2 exons. Gene Ontology annotation, cellular component: synapse; membrane; neuron projection. Bases 81 to 1697 code for a protein of 538 amino acids. Gene Ontology annotation, biological process: nervous system process; signal transduction; regulation of membrane potential.
CGCCAUUUUGCAUUAACCGUUAGGAUUUUUUAAGCGUGGUUUUAUUUUGUUUUAGUUAAGUGUCAUAUUGUUUUAAAAUAAUGGAUUGGUCGCUCAUCAUAACAAUUCUGAUAAACACUCUUUAUGUUUCUGCGCUCGACGACGACUGUCCAACGUUGGCAGACGGCGACAGUUUGUCGCAAACCCAAUUACUGGAUAGAUUGACCCACGGAUGUCGAUAUGAUAGACUGGAACGACCCAUAACCUAUUCGGAAACUGGACAAAGAUUGCCCGUGGACGUCUAUAUGCGUGCAUAUAUAUAUUUUAUGCAGAAUCUGGAGGCCCACGAUCUGCAGUUCAAGAUAUACGCCCUGCUCCAAAUGCGUUAUCUUGAUCCGCGUCUAAAUUUCCGGAACGUAAGUCCCAAACGGAGACAGCCCAUUCUGGGUGAGCAGCACAUGAGGGACUCCCUAUGGAUGCCCCACAUUUUUCUGGCCAACGAGCGGGAUUCCAGUAUAUUGGGUCUCACGGAGAAGGAUAUCCUUACCUCGAUUUCCCCCGACGGCACAGUGAUCGUCUCGAACAGGAUAAAGGCAACGCUCUAUUGUUGGCUCAAUUUGAAGAAAUUUCCCUUCGACGAACAGCAUUGCUCGACGAUCCUGGAGAGUUGGAUGUACAACACCUCGGAGCUGGUGCUGCACUGGGAACAGAAGCGUCCAAUCACGUACGACGGUGCACUGCAUCUUACCGAGUUCGUGCUGCAGCGAUCCUGGUCCAACGAGACGGUCAUCAAUGCCGAUUUGAGUGACUUACGCCAUGGAGCCUUUGCCGGGAACUACAGCUCCCUCAGCUUCACCGUGCAUUUGACUCGCGUGGUGGGCUUCUAUCUGAUGGACUACUUCCUGCCCUCCAUGCUGAUAGUGGCCAUAUCGUGGGUAUCCUUUUGGCUGCAGGCGGACCAGGCACCGCCAAGGAUUACCCUCGGUACCAGUACCCUGCUGACCUUUAUAACCCUUGCCUCGGCACAGGGCAAAACCCUGCCGAAGGUUAGCUACAUUAAGGUAUCGGAGGUAUGGUUCCUCGGCUGCACCAUCUUCAUAUUCGGCAGCAUGGUGGAGUUUGCCUUCGUCAACACCAUUUGGCGUCGCAAGAACAGUGUGCCCGUCAAGAAACUGAAUAGCAAACACAUCCUUAAGUCCACCCUAUCGCCCAAUCUGCUGAGGCGACGUAGUCAUGCCAGAUCGCGUUCGUUUUCCGGAACUGCUCUGCAAAAAUCCAUAGAUACCAGCUCGCUAUCUGGUGCUGGAUUCAAUAACUAUCUCACUGUCAAUCUGCCCAUUACCACGAUCAAGGAGGGUCAAGUUCUGGACCAGCGAACUAGAGGACCUAGGGGCAUUCAGAAACUGGAUGUCAACUUUGUGGAGAGUGCCUUUGGAGCCGGAUCGGGAUCGGGAUCGGGAUUGGGAUUGGGAUCGGGAUCGGGAUCCAUGGGAGCAGCACAAUCCAGUGGAGCCAUCAAUUCGGCAGGCAGUUCGCAGACCUUGAACAACAAUAUAGCGGAUGGCGCUACUCACCAAGAGGAAAUCGACCUGAGUGGCUGGACCACGCUGACGCCCCAGGAAAUCGCCAUGUGGAUCGACAGCCGCGCCAGAUUCGUUUUCCCACUCGCCUUUCUCGUCUUCAACUUGUUCUUCUGGACUUUUGUCUACUGUAUUUAAACAUAAAAGGUUCAUAUGUAUUUGUACUUCCAAAAUUAACUAUAUGAAUCGCCCUAUUUUGGAAUGUUAUAAAUGUAAUUACUUUCUUAA